GACAGAGAGAGAGAGAUGGUGGAAUCCAACCCAAGAUGGGAAGAUCUAAACACAGAUUGCUUAGUAAUGGUGUUUCAGAAAAUUGGGUUGGAAUCACUGAUCUUGGGUGUUCCCUUUGUAUGCAACUCAUGGUACAAUGCUUCUCUUAAUCCUCAAUGUUGGAGAUAUCUCUGUUUCCCAACUCCCUUUGAUCUCUUCAUGGCCAGAUUCAUGAAUGAAUAUCGUAUAGACAAGCAUAAAUUAUCUGUUUUUGGUUUCGUUAAGCUCUUUGUCCAUCGAAGCCAAGGAUCUAUUGCCUGGAUUGAAAUUCCAUACUGGUGCUCUGAGUUACAGUCAUUGGAGUCUCUCUCAGAUGAGUUACAUCGGCAACAAAAAGAUCAAGACCUGAGUUCCGCUGAAUUAAAAUAUGGGCUAUGAAGAGUUCAUCUUUUUCUGUGAUUGAUGAGAGCUUAUUGAAGAUGAAUUUAGAGCUUCAAAUAAAUAUUGGAUCAAUGUAAUUUAGUUGAAU
This is a messenger RNA of Telopea speciosissima, 508 nucleotides long. RefSeq names its product F-box protein FBW2-like. Bases 16 to 417 code for a protein of 133 amino acids. The record is from RefSeq and is a predicted model, not a curated record. Gene Ontology annotation, molecular function: protein binding. The transcript has 2 exons. NCBI's taxonomy places the organism in Eukaryota, Viridiplantae, Streptophyta, Magnoliopsida, Proteales, Proteaceae.